Molecule: messenger RNA, 2029 nt
Organism: Aspergillus sclerotioniger CBS 115572
Lineage: Eukaryota; Fungi; Ascomycota; Eurotiomycetes; Eurotiales; Aspergillaceae
Product: amino acid transporter
Exons: 7
Coding region: 232-1872 (546 amino acids)
Biological process (GO): amino acid transmembrane transport
Cellular component (GO): membrane
Molecular function (GO): amino acid transmembrane transporter activity
Source: RefSeq, a predicted model, not a curated record
UGAUUAUCUGCAACUGGCUGUUAACGCCGCAGGCCACUAUCACUCCCACCAGUCUAGCUUAUCUCCGAAGCAGUAUCAUCAUCACUCUGCCGCCCUUCAGAUAGGACAGCCAGCAUGGCCAAUGAUAUUGCCAUCAUAUCCUCACCAUGCCCACCGGGAUCAACAUAUAAAGCGCCACCAAAAGCCCUCUCUGCAGCAGCCAUGUAUAGGUGAGAAUAACCGAUAGUAACCAUGACGAAGAAAGUCACUGUUGCCGACACUGUUGUCGAUCCCGAAAACAUCGAUGUCGCAAAGGGAGAGAGUGAGCUCUUGGGAGCGAAUGAGGAUGUUGGGUAUCACCGAUCGCUCGGUCGUCGUCAGAUCAUGAUGAUGACCUUUGGUGCUGGUGUUGGGACCGGCUUAUGGGUCGGUACUGGAACUGCAUUGAAGUAUGCUGGUCCUGGUGGGAUCGCCGUUGCAUACACGAUCACUGCGUUCGUGGUAUACUUGCAGUAUACCUCCAUCGGAGAAAUGACAACUUUUAAGCCGGUCCAUGGCGGAUUUAUCCGUCAAUGCAUCGAGUACGUGGAGCCCGCCUUCGGGUUUGCGGUCGGCAUCAACUUUUGGUUCUCGUGGGUGCUUUGUAUCCCCGCCGAGAUUACCGCGGCCGUCUCUGUGCUCGAAUUCUGGCCGCAGACAGAGGUUAUCCCUCUUGCCGCGUAUAUCACCAUCUUCCUGGCUGUCAUUGCCGCGGCAAAUGCGUUUGGGGUCCGGAUCUACGGGCAUGUUGAGUAUGUCAUGUCGUUUAUUAAAUGCCUGGCCAUCAUUGUCAUGAUCUUCUUCAUGAUCAUUAUGACUUCAGGAGGCAUCCCAGGCACGCAUGGUGCCAUCGAGUUCCGCUACUGGCGCAAUCCCGGUGCCUUCAACAACGGCAUCAAAGGGAUCUCCAAAGCAUUUGUUCAAGCGCUUUUCAGCUUCGGUGGUGGAGAGCACAUCGCAGUCAUCGCCGGAGAAGCCAAGGAUCCUCGCCGAACCAUCAGAAAGACGGUGUAUCCAGUCUUUUGGCGCAUGUUUUCGUUCUUUGUGGUCAACAUCUGGCUCGUGGGCAUGUGCGUUCCAUACAACGAUGACAAUCUCAUCAAUGGGAGUGGCACAAUGGGGAGUCCAUUCGUCAUCGCCAUUGAGCGAGCGGGCGUGAUGUGGCUAGCACAUAUCAUCAAUGGGUUCAUCUUUCUAACCGUCAUCAGCUGUGGAAUUACCAGUGCAUAUAUUGCUAGUCGCAGUCUUGCUGCAUUGUCUGACAUGGCUAUCCUCCACCCCUUUUUCGGCCGGAAAGACUCUGCCGGGAGGCCAUAUGUCUCUCUGACCAUCAGCACCGUUCUAGGAGGGGCCCUGUGCUAUCUGAACUGUAACGCCACGGGAGCUACCGUAUAUAACUGGUUCUCUUCUCUGGUAUCUGUCUCGGCUCUCUUCCAAUGGUCCAGCAUCUUCAUCUCCCAUAUCCGAUUCCGACGGGGUCUUGCCGCGCAAGGCAUUAGCACACGGGCGCUUCCCUUCCGAGACUGGACGGCGCCCUACGCCCAGUACCUGGGCCUCCUUGUGGUCCUUUUCAUCGCAGGCUGUGAAUUCUACUUGGCGUGUUUCCCCUUCGGUGAGCAGGGAUCUGCAAAGACCUGGUUCUCAUCGUACAUUGCUGCCCCGCUGUUCUUCUUGGAUUACUUCGGAUACAAAAUUUAUUAUCGCUCCAAGCUGGUUCACCCGGCAGAUAUGGACUUCACGGCCGCCCAUGCUUUUGAUGAAGAGGACCGGGCAAGGGCGGCUGUAGGCUACGAGACACAGAGUCGGACAGACAAGAAGAUUGGACAGUCCAUCAAGGAUUUGAUCUUCGGCUGAGCUUGACUAAGUCUGCCCAAUCCAUGACAUAAGGACCGGCUCGGCCAGUAGAGACAAAAGGCGUGAAGCCGAAGACUGGCGGUCAAGGAAUACAUGAACAAUUCGCACCUAGAUAAUGACCUCAUAAAUACCCAAUCCCAUGAAUGUUCCAGGUGUC